CACUGCAGCCUACAGACAGUGAACUUUAGACAGGCGGAGGAACAGGUGACUCAGAGUGCAUGAGUCCUUCCGGUAAAGAACACCUUCAGAAAUGGCUAAGUUUCUAACACAAGCUCAAAUCAGCGAGUUCAAGGAGUGCUUCUCCUUGUAUGACAAGAAGCGGAACGGCAGAAUAGAUUCCAAAGAUCUGAUUACGGUCAUGCGCUGCCUGGGUACGAGCCCCACAUUUGGUGAGAUAGACAGGCAUCUACAAGUUCACAAAAUUGAGAAAAAUGGUGAGCUGGACUUCUCCACCUUCCUGACGAUGAUGCACAGACAGAUGCAGCAGGAGGACCCUGGGACGGAGAUCCUGGAGGCUUUUAGGAUGACAGACAAGCAGAACAAAGGAACCAUCCAUGCGUCUGAGCUGAAGGCUAAACUCACUAAGUUAGGAGAGAAACUCACAAAUGAAGAAGUGGAUGAACUCUUCAGGGAGGCAAACGUCAAGUCAAACGGAGUCAUAAACUAUGAAGAGUUCACCAGAAUGGUGACCCUGCCACCAAUUGAUUACUGAGUUUCAAACAACAACAAAAAAGAAGAAAAAUCAUCAAACUUUCUUUAAAUGUGUCCGAAUUACAAAAUAAAAGCAUGGAAUAAGGUUACGUUCUUUGUAUUUUUUUACACAUAUGUAUUUUAAUAAUCUGAUGUGUGAUUUAUUCAUAAAGUUCUUAAUGCACAUGAA
This is a messenger RNA of Oryzias latipes (Japanese medaka), 721 nucleotides long. RefSeq names its product calmodulin-like 4a (gene calml4a). Gene Ontology annotation, cellular component: myosin II complex. Gene Ontology annotation, molecular function: calcium ion binding. The record is from RefSeq and is a predicted model, not a curated record. NCBI's taxonomy places the organism in Eukaryota, Metazoa, Chordata, Actinopteri, Beloniformes, Adrianichthyidae.